Molecule: messenger RNA, 630 nt
Organism: Plasmodium relictum
Lineage: Eukaryota; Apicomplexa; Aconoidasida; Haemosporida; Plasmodiidae
Gene: VPS2
Product: vacuolar protein sorting-associated protein 2, putative
Exons: 1
Coding region: 1-630 (209 amino acids)
Biological process (GO): endosome transport via multivesicular body sorting pathway; protein transport; late endosome to vacuole transport
Cellular component (GO): ESCRT III complex; multivesicular body
Source: RefSeq, a predicted model, not a curated record
AUGGGAAUAUUUUCAUCUAAAAAUUUAGAAGAAUGCCUACGGGAAGAAAAAAGAAACUUGAACAGAUCUAUAAGGGAAUUAGAAAGAGAAAUAUUUAAAUUAGAAAAUGAAAAAAAACAAAUUGAAAAAAAUAUUAAAAUAUAUGCUAAAAAAAAUGAUAUUACUUUAGUUCGUACAUUAGCAAAAGAUUUAGUUAAAAUCAAACAAACUGUUUCAAAAUAUAGUAAAAUUAAAUCUCAUUUAUUCUCAAUGAAAAUAAAAUUACAAAGUGUAAAAUCUUCUGAACAAUUAAGUAAAAGUGUAAAAGAUAUAAACAAAUUAAUUAAAAGAGUUAAUAGUUAUCUUAAAUUGAAGGAUAUUAAUACAUCUAUAAAUGAAUUUCAAAAACAAAAUAAUGAAGUAUCACUAAAAGAAGACAUGCUUGAUGAUUUAUUUGAUACAUUAAAUUAUGAUAUUGAUAUGAUAGAAGAAGAAGAUGAAAUUGUUGCGAAAGUUUUAGAUGAAUUAGGAAUACAAAUAAAUUCUAAGUUAGUGGAAAUUCCAGCGGUUAAUACAGUUCAAAAUGAAAAAAAUGAAGAUAUAAAUAUUUCCAAUUUAGAAGAAAGAAUUAAUAAUUUAAAAAAAACAUAA